UAGAACUAUCGAGUGACCGUGGCACUAAGCACGUAGAUCAAGUGAGCUUCUAGACAAAUUAACACUCGCCUAAGAGUUAACGUUAUUCAGUGCAUUAAUAGAGGACAAUCAACUUGUGGAGAAUAAGAUGAAAACUAACCGGGUGUGUUUUUUAAAUAUGGACGCGAAAAGUGUGUUAUUUACUCUCUUUAUCCUGAUCAUACUCCAAUGUCAAUGCAUUCCGUUACAUGAGAACACAACAGAGGAGAAAGAAAGUUAUUAUUGGAGUGAACUUUCCAAACACUACGUUAACUAUGACGAUGUUUCCUUCAGUAAGGAAUUAAACCCAGAACCUGAGACGGAAAUUCCCGGCCUUCCGGAUGCGCAAACGGUUGUGAAGCGUAGUUUACAUCUGUCGCCGGAAAAUGACAAGAUUCAGCUCGAGGCGGACGAUGCAGUGGAAACAGACCUGGAGGUAGCUGAAUCACACCUUUUUCGACCGGUGUUUAGGUACAAAUCGCAGUAUGCCGAGAGGAGACGAGUGCGACAAGUACCAUCGCAGCUUGCCACACGAGUGUUGAGCAAUAGCAGCUAGUAGCAGAUCGCAGAUAGCACCUAAGUGAUAUUUCCAUUUUUAGAAUCCAUUUGUAAAUUGCUCACCAGAUCUCAUUUGUUUGAUAAUAAAAUUCAGAAAUUCUCAUUGAACGUUGGUGGAAUGAAUCGAUAUUAAUUGACUAGACCAAAGCAUUUACACGCUACUUCGCAAAUCGAUCCUGAUCGAUCAUUUUCGAUUUCGCAAAACUUUGUACAGUUGUUCGUUUUUGAUAAAGAGGUCAUUCCAUAAAAUCAGUUAUCAAAUUUACGACUGUUGUUUCUAUAGGGCCCAUCCAAACAUGUGACUGACAACAAUCUAAUUUUUUACAUAUUUAAGACAAAAAUGUUUGCUGCAACAUGUCAAAAUUUGUAAUGGUGAAAUGAAAAACAAGAAAGUUAGGAAUUUAAAAAAAAAUAUUUUUUUCAUUUGACUCAAAAAGGUUUGUUGUUUGGAUAUUUUAUCCAUCAGUCACAUUUUUGAAUAGGCCUUUUUGAAACAAUAGUCGUGAAUCGACAUGUAUGCCUGAAGUGCAUUGGGCAAAAGUGCAACUGCGACGGAAAU
Messenger RNA from Wyeomyia smithii (pitcher-plant mosquito), 1135 nucleotides. RefSeq lists its product as uncharacterized. NCBI's taxonomy places the organism in Eukaryota, Metazoa, Arthropoda, Insecta, Diptera, Culicidae. The transcript has 2 exons. The coding region runs from base 128 to 574 and encodes 148 amino acids. The record is from RefSeq and is a predicted model, not a curated record.